AUGGCACAUCCCAACAUUAAAAUCGACACGAGCGUCCAGGCCACCAAGCGCUCACAUCCGGACAACGAGGAAGGAGCUGAGAUAAUAGAUGGGCCGGAAGAUGACAACCCUCAACUCGAGAUGGCGGAUAAUGAGCUUGUCCCGCCGUUCCUGCGGCAGUCGGUCUUAGACAUUCACCAUAAAUUUGAAGAGUUAGAAUGGAUGCAACGGAUUCGGAUUCUGGAAGCGACCCAAGCUAAUGAUCCUUCGCAUCGUUGGGCGUUGGAGGCCGACCCCAAAGUCAAGGCUAGAAACCGAUAUGCGAACGUACAAGCGUGGGCUAAUUCUCGCAUACAUCUUCGGGUUCCGGAAGGCGAAUGUGAUUUUAUAAAUGCAUCACCCAUCUUGCUCAAAGACUCGGUCUCGCUGGAAGAGAGGAGAUACAUUGCUACGCAGGGGCCCAGGUUGGAUGACGUCUAUCACUUCUGGCAUAUGGUAUUCCACGAGACCGAUGAUGUGGCAGUGAUUGUUAUGCUUACGCAGACGAUGGAAUCGGGCCGUGAGAAGUGCGCCCAAUAUUUCCCGGUCAGUCUUGAAAACCCGUCGAUGCCCCUACGGUGGGACGACAACGAUCCUUUCGUGGAUGGUGAUGAAGACCAAACGGAGGAUGAAGACGUGUUUGGUCAAAUCACUCUCCUGGAAAGCACAUGGAACGCAGAGUGCCGUUCUGAGGUUCGAAAACUUGAGCUUACAUUGGGCUCCGAAUCCAAGACCGUGUGGCAUUUUCUCUUUGCCGGCUGGGCAGACUAUUCUAAACCUGUUGGCGAAGACCGCGAUGCGCUUCUCCAGUUGAUAGAAUUGUCGGCGUCCAAGUCUUCUCCACAGAAUCCGCGAAUUGUUCACUGCAGUGCUGGUGUUGGGAGGACGGGUACUUUUAUCGCACUCGACCAUCUCCUACAAGAACUCGAAUCAGGCGAACUUUUAAAGGCCACUGAUGAAGACAUAGACCCUGUAUUCGAGGCGGUGAACCAACUUCGCGAACAACGAAUGAUGAUGGUGUAUAACGAGAUGCAGUUGGUUUUCAUAUACGAAGUCUUGCGAGAACAGGCCGACCUCAUUCUGGAAAAGACUUAUGACAUCAGUCGUCAGAAAUCCGAUACCAGAUCUGCCAAGAUUGCCAAAUUGUCCGACGAGGAUACCUAUCUGCCAGCUCCUAAACCUGAAUUGGAGCCGACGGAAUGCUACUCUGAUACGGGAACCCCAGGGCAGCCUGAAAACGAGGAAGCACAGUCUUAA
Molecule: messenger RNA, 1275 nt
Organism: Aspergillus puulaauensis
Lineage: Eukaryota; Fungi; Ascomycota; Eurotiomycetes; Eurotiales; Aspergillaceae
Gene: ptpB
Product: tyrosine protein phosphatase PTP1
Exons: 3
Coding region: 1-1275 (424 amino acids)
Biological process (GO): protein dephosphorylation
Molecular function (GO): protein tyrosine phosphatase activity
Source: RefSeq, a predicted model, not a curated record